Molecule: messenger RNA, 1627 nt
Organism: Oncorhynchus mykiss (rainbow trout)
Lineage: Eukaryota; Metazoa; Chordata; Actinopteri; Salmoniformes; Salmonidae
Source: RefSeq, a predicted model, not a curated record
CUAUGAGUUCUUUUUUUAACCUACUUCGGAAAAUGUUCCUCCUAUGAAGGAAAACUCGAAACAUGAUGAGAGGGAAGUGGAGCACACGAAAAGAGAAAUCCGGUCUUGCGGUUCACUUGGCAAAACUUUCCCAAAUUCAUUCAUUUCAACUCUUAAUUUAGCGAGACACCCUUUCACUUUUUGUACAUCCAUUCAAUCCUCACUAUUUAAGAUAAUCCGCAGAUAUGGGAUCAGAACACAAACCAAAUUCUGACUGGAGGAAAUUUGCAAUAUACUGGCAACAGGUAAGUCAACAACAUGCUAUCAUUUGAUCAUUGCUUCGGGCUUCAAUUAAUUAAUUAUUUUCAGGAUUAUAUUCAACUAACAAUGACCAUCUGUUGCAGAUCAUCUAACUACCAUAAGAAUGGCAAUUCAGACUAUCACUUGGAUGAGCGCCUUCCUCUGCCUCGCGCAGGUUUUCUCGAUGCCCAUGCCUUGCCAGCUACAAGGACAGCUGGUGCGAACAACCCACAACCUACUGAGAGACAUGGGCGGUCAUUUUCCUCUGGAGUGCCUGCAGGAGAAUGUCUUCAUGGCAUUCCCAGCCACCUCAUUUGCAACCUCCGGGGCGCCACAGUUGAGCAGCAGUGCUGCUAAGGCUAUUUAUGAGACAUUGAAGAACAUCGACACAUUGUUCGGAACUGACGAACUGCCGACAAUGUGGGACCAACAGAAGUUGGAGUAUUUUCAGAACAUUAUCUACCGUCAGAUUGAAGAGAGCGAGUGUAUGAGCAGUGUGGAUACAAGUGAUUAUCCCAUCAGGGCAGAGGGCCUGAAGACAUACUUUGGGAACAUUGCAGCAGUUUUAAAAGAAAAGAAUUUCAGUUACUGCGCCUGGGAAGUGGUUCGAAAAGAACUCCUGUACACCCUAGAAUUCAUUCUGAAACACAACUCUGACAGCCUUCUGUGGUCCAACAGAACAUGAAUUUGAACUUGCAGAUCUUUUUUUACUAAUGUGUUUUACAAUUGUGCUUGAUUUUUAAAGCCUUCUAUUCUACAAUCAUGCAAUGUGCAAUGUCAAACAGCAAUAUCAUACAUGUAUUUAUUUAUGUAUUUAUUUAUCAAGGUUAUUUAUUGAUGUAGGCCUAUUUAUGAAUCUAUUUAUCUAUUUGAAAAUCGUGCCUUUUGUUGCUCUUCAUCAAAUGUUAAGUUAAUAAAAUAAAAAAUACUUUUAAAUAUUGGUAAUCUCAGUGCUCAUUCUGUAUCCAAGUCCAAGGUGUGAUUUUAUGUAGUUAUUUUCUAUUUCACCUUUAUUUAACCAGGUAGGCCAGUUCAGAACAAAUUAUCAUUUACAACUGCGACACUGCCAAGAUAAAGCAAAGCAGUGCGACAAAAGCAACAACACAGAGUUACACAUAAACAAACGUACAGUCAAUAACACAAUAGAAAAAUCUAUGUGCAGUGUGUGCAAAUGUAGAAGAGUAUGGGAGAUAAGACAAUAAACAGGCCAUAGAGGCAAAAUUAUUACAAUUUAGCAUUAACAAUGGAGUGAUAGACGUGCAGAUGAUGAUGUGCAAGUGGACAUACUGGGGUGCAAAAGAGCAAGAGGGUAAGUAAUAAUAUGGGGAUGAGGUAGUUUGGUUUGCAA